Daucus carota subsp. sativus is the source of this 471-nucleotide messenger RNA. RefSeq lists its product as uncharacterized. The record is from RefSeq and is a predicted model, not a curated record. The transcript has a single exon. Lineage: Eukaryota; Viridiplantae; Streptophyta; Magnoliopsida; Apiales; Apiaceae. The coding region runs from base 1 to 471 and encodes 156 amino acids.
AUGAAGGAUCUUGGGCCAGUAAACUACUUUCUCGGUUUGGAAAUUGAUAGAAGUGAAGCUGGGUUCUUUGUAUCUCAACGCAAGUAUGUUCAAGACAUGAUCAAGGAGUUUGGAAUGUCAAACACAACUCCCCUCAAACUUCUAAUGCAUGCUCAUGUGACCCUGACUCUGGAUAAGGGAAAUCUCCUGGCAGAUCCUAGUAUUUAUCAAAAACUCUUGGCGAAGCUCAUCUAUGUGACAAUUACAAGGCCUAAUCUUUCAUUUCCUGUGCACAAUUUAGCUCAGUUCAUGCAGAAACCAACCAAUGUGCACAUGCAAGCGGCCAAGAGAAUAUUAAGGUACCAUCUGAACAAUCCGAAACAUGGAAUUCUUCUGGCUUCGUCAAGUGCUGCCCAGCUCACUACUUAUUGUGACAGUGACUGGGCAACAUGUCCUGUGACUCGAAGGUCGACCUCAGGCUACUGUGUGUGA